Molecule: messenger RNA, 6891 nt
Organism: Chrysoperla carnea
Lineage: Eukaryota; Metazoa; Arthropoda; Insecta; Neuroptera; Chrysopidae
Exons: 21
Coding region: 141-6641 (2166 amino acids)
Source: RefSeq, a predicted model, not a curated record
AAGUAAUUAAAAAAACUCUGUUAUCAAUAUUAUUAGUUAUGCUCGUGUAAUAAUAUUUUUAAGUUUUGUUUCUUAUUGAAAAUAUUUUAUUUUGGAAUUUAUAACGGAAUUAAUAAUUGUAAACAUAUUGUUUUUGCACAAUGUAUAUAAUAAUGGUAUUUUCAAAGUGUAUUUUAAUUAUUUGUAUGAUAAAUAUUCAUAACGCUAGUGGAUUCAAUUUUAUAGAAGAAAAUGUGACUCUAACAAUUGAUCAAGGCACAUUAGUUGGAAAAAAGUCAGCCGAUUAUUGGAAUACAAGUUCAUUCUACAGUUUUGAAGGAAUACCAUACGCAAAACCACCCAUAGGCGUAUUACGAUUUAAAGCACCCCAGCCGGCAGAACCUUGGUCUGGAAUUUACAAUGCUACACAAGUACGACCCAUUUGCCCUCAAAUUAGCAGUCCAAUGUUUGAAUUUGAUAAGAAUAAAAAUCUGGAGCAAAGUGAAAAUUGCCUAUAUUUAAGUGUUCAUACAAAAAUGUCACCGCAAUUACUUCCAGUAAUGGUUUGGAUUCAUGGUGGUGGAUUCGAAUUCGGUAGUAUAUUUGAAGACACAUAUGGUCCAGAAUUAUUGAUGACCCAGAAUGUCACUUUAGUAAAAAUACAAUAUCGUAUGACUGUUUUCGGUUUUUUAGGCAUUGAUGAUCCUAAAUAUGAAAUUCAUGGUAACGCGGGGUUUAAAGAUCAAGUUUUAGCAUUAAAAUGGAUACAAAAAAAUAUCCAUCAUUUUGGUGGUGAUCCAAAUCAAGUGACAAUUUUUGGUGAAAGUGCAGGUGCAGCAGCAGUACAUUUGUUGUAUUUAUCACCAUCAACAAAAGGCUUGUUUCAUCGUGCAAUAGCUCAAAGUGGUGCCGCAACUGUACCUUGGGUGACAUCACCUAAUAACUAUCCUGAAUUAGCUAAGGCGUUGGAGUGUAAUUCAGAAAAUUUAAACGAAAUUGUCAAGUGUAUUAACAGUACAUCUAUGGAUGGAAUUCUUGCUGGCCACAAAAUAAUGACCCAAAAUGAGGAAUUAAAUGAGGAAAUGAGAGUUGGAGAAGUCGUUAAAUUCAAUAGCUUUACAAUUGAGCAAGAAAAAAAUUCAAACAGUUUUUUAACAGAACAUCCUGAUGUUAUUAUGGAAAAUGGCAAGUUCAAUAAGUUACCGUUAAUUAUGGGUUAUGCAACACAAGAAGGUUACUUAUGUAUAAAUCCUGACAAUUUAAGUCCAAACUUUACCGAUUCACGGAAACUAAUACCAAGAGAUAUACUCGAUCUAAAAACAAUCGAUCUAGAAUCAGAAGAAGCUUAUCAAUUGGGUAAUAAAAUUCAAGAAUUUUAUUAUGGUAAUCAAACACCAUCUUGGGAUCCGUCUACAUUUCCGGCUUUAAUAAAUUACUUAACUGAUAUAUAUAUUUUGAAAAAAAUGUAUCAAAGCGCUAAGAUACAAUCAAUUGUUGCUGAUACCGUUCCAAUAUAUUUCUACAAUUUUGAUUACUACACCAAAUUAAAUGGAAUUCAAACACUACCAGUUGUGACACAUUUUGACGACAUUUUGUAUUUAUUCAAUGUAAAGAAUCGUACGGAAGGAAUUUUGAAUCCAAAUUCUUUAAAUGGAAAUACUUCGGAAUAUGUUGGAUUACAACGCAUGAUAAAAUUAUGGACAACAUUUGCAACAUCUAAAACUGCAGAUCCAAAUCCUAUUGAUGAUCCUUUAUUAGAUGUUAAAUGGUUACCAAUUCAACCAAACAAAUUUCAUUAUUUAAAAAUUUCUGAAAAUCUUGAGUUAAAAGAAAAUCCCGCUGAAGAACGUAUGAGAUUUUGGGAAAAAAUUCAUGAGGAUUAUGGCAAAAGAAAACUUCUUAAAAUUUUGUAUACUGUACUGUGGGUGACUGCAAAACAUGAAUGCGGUUCAAAUUUGGUUAACGAAAAGAUUAGCGUAACAAUUGAUCAAGGGACAUUAUUUGGGAAAAAAUCAUUAGAUUAUUGGAAUGGAACAUUUUAUAGUUUUGAAGGAAUACCAUAUGCAAAACCACCAAUUGGUGAAUUACGAUUCAAAUCACCAAAACCAGCUGAAAAAUGGUCGGGUAUUUAUGAUGCCACAAAACUAAGACCUGUUUGCCCACAACUUCCAAGCCCAGUCAUUUCAAUUGAGGGUAUGGAACAAAAUGAAAAUUGCUUAUUUGUAAAUGUUCAUUCGAAAAUGUCAAAAGAAUUAAAACCAGUAAUGGUGUGGUUUUUUGGAGGUGGACUGCAACGGGGCAGUAUAUUUGAAUCCCGAUAUGGUCCAGAAUUACUUUUAUCUGAAGAUAUAGUUUUAGUGAAAGUAUCACAUCGCUUAAAUAUUUUUGGUUUUUUAAGGAUUGAUGAUCCGAAAUAUGGUAUUCACGGUAAUAUGGGUUUCAAAGAUCAAGUUUUGGCAUUAAAAUGGAUACAAAAAAAUAUUCAAAAUUUUGGAGGUGAUCCUAACCAAGUUACAAUUUUUGGUGAAAGUUCUGGUGGUGCUUCUGUUAAUUUGUUAUGUUUAUCCCCAUUAGCUAAAGGAUUAUUUCAUCGAGCUAUUAUACAAAGUGGUUCAGCAGAAUCUUUCUAUUUAACUACACCAAAGAAAUUUACUGACAUAACUACAUCUGUAAAUUGUACUUCGAAAAAUUUACAUGAAACUGUUAAAUGUAUUAACGAGAGUUCUACAGAAUACCUAAUAAAUGGGCUGAAAGCGUUAGGCAAUGAAUUAUCUUACAAUGAGAUUCUUAAUAUAACUCAGCGUUUUGAUUCUACUAUUCUGACAAUUGAAAAGAAAUAUCCGAAUAGCUUUUUAUACAAACAACCAGAAGACAUUGUAAAAACUGGACAAUUUAAAGCAGUUCCAAUUAUAAUGGGUUUCACUAGCGAUGAAAGUGCAGGUGCAGCCAGAAAUUACUUUUUCCCACCCAAUUUUACGGAUUAUAGAGUUCUUAUUCCUUCAGAUAUCAAAAUAGAUUUACAAUCUGCUGACGCUUUUAAUUUAGGAAAUCAAAUAAAAGAAGUAUAUUAUGGAAAACAAACACCCUCGUACGAGUUAAUUGAUCCUUUAAUUGAAUAUUUAACCGAUUUAAUGGUUUUGCAAAAAAUGUAUAAAUAUGCAAAGUUAUUAUCAAAAACUGCAACGGUCUACUUUUAUGAAUUCAAUUACUACACAAAAUUAAAUCCACAACAAAAUACACCAAGAAAAUAUAUAACUCAUGCAAGUGAUGUGCCAUAUUUAUUUUAUCAGAAAGGUGUAACGCCUGAAAAUAUGGAUAAUAGUUCUGAAGAGUACAUAGCAAUUCAUCGUAUGAUUAAACUAUGGACUACAUUUGCUAAAACUGGAAAUCCCAAUCCAGUAAAUGAUCCCUUAUUAAAUGUUAAAUGGCUACCACUUGAACCAAAUAACUUUAUUUAUUUGAAAAUUUCACAAAAUUUAGAAUUAAAACUUAAUCCAGCCGAAAACCGUAUGAAGUUUUGGGAAAAAAUAUAUAGGCACUUUGAAGGAAUACCAUAUGCAAAACCACCAAUUGGCGAACUGCGAUUUAAAUCACCAAAACUAGCUGCAAAAUGGUCGGGUAUUUAUGAUGCCACAAAACUUAGACCUGUUUGUCCGCAAAUUGUAUUUUCUUCUAUUGUGGGAAUGGAACAGAAUGAAGAUUGUUUAUUUGUAAAUGUUCAUUCCAAAAUGUCAAUAGAAUUAAAGCCUGUAAUGGUGUGGUUUUUUGAAGGUAGGCUUCAACAAGGUAGUAUAUUUGAAUCUCGAUAUGGUCCUGAAUUACUUUUAUCAGAAGAUAUAGUUUUGGUUAAAGUAUCAUUCCGCUUAAAUAUUUUUGGCUUUUUAAAGGAUGAUCCUAUGUAUGGUGUUCAUGGUAACAUGGGUUUCAAGGAUCAAGUUUUAGCAUUAAAAUGGAUCCAAAGAAAUAUUCACUACUUUGGGGGAGAUCGUGAUCUAGUUACAAUUUUUGGAGAAGGUGCAGGUGGUACUUCUGUUAGUUUAUUAUGUUUAUCGCCAUUAACCAAGGGAUUAUUCCAUAGAGCUAUUAUACAAAGUGGUUCACCAGAAUCUGUUUGGUUAGAUACACCAAAAAAAUAUUCGCAUAUAACUAUACCUAAAAUGUUGCAUCAAAACAUAAAUUGUAGCAACGCCGUUAAGUGUAUUAAUGAAAGUACUACAGAAAGUGUUAUAAGCGACGUAAAGCAAUUAGAUCAAAUGAAGUCUAUCGAUAAGAUUUUUAACAUAACUCAUAUUCCAUCUAGUGUUCUUACAAUCGAACAAAACUGCCCUAAUAGCUUUUUAUCAGAAGAACCAGAAAAAAUUUUGAAAAGUGGUAACUUUACUAAAGUUCCAAUUAUAAUGGGUUUUACCAGUGAUGAAGGUGCAUGUUCCCAAGAAAACUAUUUUGUCCCACGGAAUUUCACAGAUAGUAGACUUCUUAUUCCCAAAGAUAUUAAUAUAGGUAUAGAAUCUGAAGCUGCUUUUGAUUUAGGAAACAAAAUUAAAGAAGUAUAUUAUGGAAAUCAAACACCAUCGAACCAGCUAAUUGAUCCGUUCAUAGAGUACUUAACUGAUUUGAAGUAUUUGACCAAAAUUUAUAAAUAUGCAAAAUUAUUUUCGGAAAGUACGCCAGUGUAUUUCUAUGAAUUCAAUUACUACACAAAAUUAAAUCAAUACUCGUCACCAAAAUAUAUAAGUCAUGGAUUUGAUCUACCUUAUUUAUUUUUUAACAAAUGUGUAAUGCCAGAAAAUAUGGACAACAGUUCUGAAGAAUACAUAGCAAUUCAUCGUAUGCUUAAAUUAUGGACUACAUUUGCAAAAACUGGAAAUCCUAAUCCAAUAGUGUUUUCAAAGAAUAACAAACUUCCCAAAGUGAUCAUUAACUGGUCAAUGUUAUUGAAGUUAGUUAUAAAUAGAGCUUAUCCAUCAAUUACUUUACUUUUUAAUAAUAGUGCGUUUAAAAUGCCAACAUUGUUUUACUCUACGAUUUUCUGUAGUGUUUUAUGGUUGGCCACUCGGGCAGAAUGUUAUUCAAAUUUUAUUAAAGAAAAUGUCACUCUAACCAUCGACCAAGGAACCUUGGUUGGUAAAAAAUCAUUAGAUUAUUGGAAUGAAGCGUUUUAUAGUUUUGAAGGAAUUCCCUUUGCAAAGCCACAAAUUGGUGAAUUGAGAUUCAAAGCACCAAAAUCAGCUGGAAAAUGGUCUGGAAUUUAUGAUGCUACAAAACUAAGACCUGUUUGCCCACAAGUUUUAAAGCCAUUUAUUUGGAUUCAGGGGAUGGAACAGAAUGAAGAUUGUCUUUUUGUAAACGUUCAUUCAAAAAUGUCAAAAAAGUUGAAACCUGUAAUGGUCUGGUUUUAUGGAGGUGGAUUACAAUGGGGAAGUAUAUUUGAAUCGAAAUACGGACCAGAGUUUCUUGUAUCAGAAGAUAUUGUUUUAGUUAAAGCAGCUUAUCGAUUAAAUAUUUUUGGCUUCUUAAAGAUUGAUGAUCCAAAAUAUGGUAUUCAUGGCAAUGCAGGUUUCAAAGAUCAAGUGUUAGCUCUAAAAUGGAUUCAAAAAAAUAUACAUCAUUUUGGAGGUGAUCCUAACCAAGUUACAAUUUUUGGUGAAAGUUCAGGUGGUGCCUCUGUUAACUUGUUAUGUUUAUCACCUUUAGCUAAAGGAUUGUUUCAUCGUGCCAUAAUGCAAAGUGGAUCAGCAGAAGAUAUCACUUUAGUCACGCCUAAAAAGUAUACGGAUAUAGUUGCACCCUUAAACUGCACUACGAAUAAGUUCCAUAAAAUUGUCAAAUGUAUUAACCAAAGUUCAACCGAAAAUCUAAUAAACGGUUUGGAAGUUUUAGAAGGAAAAGUUUAUUACAAUGAAGUGCUUAACAUAUCUGAACUUUUCGAAUUUAGUACUGUCACAAUUGAAAGAAAAAGUCAUAACAGUUUCUUGACGGAAACACCAGAUCGCAUUGCGAAAACAGGAAAUUUUAACAAAGUUCCUAUUUUGAUGGGUUUCAAUACCGAUGAGAUGGCAUAUUUAGCCACAGAUUAUUUUAUUCCACCAAAUUUCACAGAUUAUAGAGUUCUUAUACCGGGAGAUAUAAAAAUAGAUUUAGCAUGUGAUGAGGCUAUAGAUUUAGGCAAAAAGAUUAAAGAAGUGUAUUAUGGAAGUCAAACACCAUCAAAUGAACUAAUUGAUCCAUUCAUAGAAUAUUUAACUGACUUAUGGAUUCUGGAAAAAAUGUAUAAGUAUGCAAAAUUAUUUUCAAAAACUACUCCAGUCUAUUUUUAUGAAUUCAAUUACUAUACAAAAUUAAAUUCAAAAGAAGGAACGCCAAGAAAAUAUAUUUAUCAUGCAGAUGAGCUACCAUAUUUAUUUUAUCAAAAAGGCGCAACGCCUGAAAAUAUGGAUAAGAAUUCUGAAGAAUAUAUAGCAAUUCAUCGUAUGAUUAAAUUAUGGACUACAUUUGCGAAAACUGGAAAUCCAAAUCCGAUAAACGAUCCAUUAUUGAAUGUUAAAUGGCUACCAGUUCAGUUAAAGAAGUUUAAUUAUUUGAAAAUAUCACAAAAUUUAGAAUUAAAACAGAAUCCAGCCGAAAAACGUAUGAAGUUUUGGGAAAAAAUUUAUAAUUAUUGAUGCUCUAAGUUUGAAAGGAAUGAAUUAUGAAUUUUAUUUAUUUAUUACAUACAAAAAAUUUAAUAGCUAUAGAUCAGGCAGGGGCAAAAGUGACUUACAGAAAUCCCCUAAGACUUCUAACCUAAUAUACGAGUAAGACAGUGACAACUUUACCACUGACAACCUUAAAUAAGAGUAAAACAGAGAGACAACCUUUUUUCUUCUACCUAUCUCAUUACUAUUAGAGAAACAGAGAUAGGUAGAAGAGUUG